Molecule: messenger RNA, 549 nt
Organism: Abrus precatorius (Indian licorice)
Lineage: Eukaryota; Viridiplantae; Streptophyta; Magnoliopsida; Fabales; Fabaceae
Product: small ubiquitin-related modifier 1-like
Exons: 3
Coding region: 44-358 (104 amino acids)
Biological process (GO): protein sumoylation
Cellular component (GO): nucleus
Molecular function (GO): ubiquitin-like protein ligase binding; protein tag activity
Source: RefSeq, a predicted model, not a curated record
AAUAAACCCUAAUUUGCAGAGAGAAACACAGAGACGAAGGACUAUGUCUGGGGCUACGCCCAACUCCCAUGCUGAGGAAGACAAGAAGCCCAAUGAUCAAUCAACGGCCGCGCACAUCAGUCUGAAGGUCAAAGGCCAGGAUGGAAAUGAAGUAUUCUUUAGGAUCAAAAGAAACACUCAACUGAAGAAGCUGAUGAAUGCAUAUUGUGAUCGACAAUCUGUGGACUUGAAUUCAAUUGCCUUCUUAUUUGAUGGUCGCCGUCUUCGAGCAGAACAAACUCCUGAUGAGCUAGAAAUGGAGGAUGGGGAUGAGAUCGAUGCCAUGUUGCACCAAACUGGUGGAGCCCUGUUAACAUAGUGUGAAAAUUUGAUACAUAAGUAGAUUAGUUAAUCUGAUGUAUUUAACCUAUGGAUAUACAUUAUGGGAAUUGUGAGACAUAUCCCCAGUAGAAUUUGUUUGAAAAAUCUGCCAUGCUCUUCAGGAGUUUGGUUGGUUACAACACCUCGAAUGAAAUGUGCAAUCUUAUGUUAAUAGUUCGAUCGUUUGUU